AGGAAAUGCAUGUGAAAAAUGUCAACAAACAUCAUUUACCUGAAAAGCAAUGUUUUCAUGCAUAGUGCAUCUGUCAAUGAGUUUUAAAUGUGUAAAAUAUGACGUAGCAAUUAACACAUCAUGGCUUUUGCAUCCUCGAGUAGACCUGUAUAUAGUAGACCUAUAAAAAAGUUUGACAACUCAAAGGUAGACGACAAACCAACUUAUGCUAACGAACCGCCUAAAAAUUUACCACAUCAGUAUCAGAACGGAAGCCCUUUUGACAAAGUUAAUAAGGUUGGCGUGUCUCGUCCCUUUAAUAGAGAGACAGAAACACAUAGCAAGCAUCAUCGUGGGAAAAGCAAUUUUGAUAACAUUCGAUCUGAAUGUUUGAGGAGGAGAAUUUUGUAUGAAGACCCAGAUUUUCCUGCUAAAGACUCUUCUAUUUAUUACAGUCGGACUUUACCAUAUAGGAUUGAAUGGAAAAGACCUUAUGAGAUUUCUGCGACGUAUCGACUAAAGCCAAACUUUUUCGUGGAUACACUCGAUAGUGCCUCAAGGUUCGAUGUCAAUCAGGGUGAACUAGGAGAUUGCUGGGUUCUUUCUGCGAUUGCCUGUUUAACAAGUCCAGAUCAUCGAGAGCUGUUCAGACGUGUUGUCCCAGCUGACCAAGGUUUCCAAGAUGGCUGGUAUGCUGGGAUCUUCAGGUUUAAUUUCUGGCAUUUUGGUAAAUGGGUAGAAGUAGUGGUGGAUGAUCGAUUGCCUACUUACAGAGACCAGCUGGUAUUCAUACACUCUAAUCAAUCGAAUGAAUUCUGGGCGGCAUUACUGGAAAAGGCUUACGCUAAACUGUAUGGAUCAUAUGAAGCGUUGAAGUCUGGUAAUGUUGGAGAUGCCUUGUCAGACUUUACAGGGGGCGUCUCAGAAUACUACACACUACGGGGACAGAAAGCCAACUAUCCUAAAGCAUUAGUCAACAUAUUGUUUAAAGCAUUAGACAGACAAUCAUUAAUAGGAUGUGGUAUCAAUCUUCCACCAGAUGGCAGGUCCCAGACAAUGCCUGAUGGAUUAGUGACAGGUCAUGCUUACAGUGUUACAGAUUUAAGAGAGAUACUAUUGAUGUCUGAUAGUGGAGAAAUCCCUAUAACAUUAAUCAGAGUGAGGAACCCUUGGGGAUAUAAAAUAGAAUGGAGGGGCAGAUGGGGGGAAAAAUCAAGAGAGUGGAACAGUAUCCCAGAAAUAGAAAGAGAAAAAAUGGGACUUAUAUUCAGGGAUGAAGGAGAAUUCUGGAUGGAGUUUGGAGAUUUUCUUCAGAAGUAUGACACAUUAGAAAUCUGUAAUCUGACACCAGAUGCUCCAGUAGAAAUGCCAAAACAAUGGCAUACAGCAGAAUUCCACCAUAGAUGGGUCAGAGGAUUCAGUGCUGGAGGAAGGCCUUCAAAUCAAGACACCCAUUGGUCCAAUCCUCAGUUUUCUGUGACCCUGUCUGACAGGGAUGAAGAUGGAGAUAAUGUUUGUAGUCUUGUUAUACAACUUAUGCAGAAAGAUGGACGCAAACUUAAACAGUUUGGAAAGAAAAAUCAGCAUAUAGGUUUCUUUGUUUAUCAAAAUUUAAAGAGUCAUCCGUUGCCAUUAAAGAAGGAAUUUUUUGACAAUAAUCAAAGUGUACAAUCUAGUGGGCUAUUUAUAGAUUCUCGACAAAUUAUAAAGAGAUUAACUUUACCUAGAGGACAAUAUGUAGUGAUUCCGUGUACAUGGGAUAUUAAUGAAGAAGCAGGAUUCUACCUCAGAUUCUUUUUUGAAAAUCAAAACACAGCUGAAGACGUCGAUGAAAUUCCAGAAAAGUCUGACACUCCUCUACCUCAGCAUCCUCCUGAUAAAGAGCGAGAGGAACAGUUUAAACGAUUCUUUUAUGCUGUGUCAGGGGAGGAUAUGGAAGUUACACCUUAUGAGUUACAACAAACAUUAAAUGAAGCAUCAAGGAAAGAUCAACAUCACAGAAAUACGAGUAUAGACACAUGUAAAAAGUUUGUGUCUUUGUUAGAUACAGAAUUAUUAGGCAAAAUAGGUUAUACAGAGUUCUUAUACUUGUGGAAUUUACUCAAAAGUUGGAAGAGAAUAUACUUCCAGUAUGAUACAGAUAAUAUUGGAUCUUUUAGUUGUUUUGAAUUAAGAAGAGCACUGGGAGCAGCAGGUUUUACAAUAAACAACAGUUCUAUGCAAGCUUUGGUAUUUAAAUAUUCUAAUGAGAAAUGUCAUAUAGACUUUGAUGGAUUCCUUUCCUGUCUGUCUAAGCUGACAAAACUAUUUAAUGACUUCAACAAUAUGAAACAGAAUGGCCAGAUUACUUUAAGCAUUGAUCAAUUUAUUCAGAAAUCAUUCCUAUCGUGACAGGAGAUGUGAGGAUGUUGUCUUGGUUCAUACUAAAGGAAAGCGUUACUAGUGAAAGGUGAUGAGUAGUUGAAGUGUUCCAUAUAAUCUCCUGUACAAAUCACUACAUAUACAGUCUCCUAGUGGAUUGUAAUAGGAGCAUGUUGUCUCUUGUCAUUCCGAAGAAUGUAUCACUAGUGAUGAGAUGUUGUCAAAUAGUUCUUGUAUUCGUCUGCCAUAUAGUCAGGCCGAUAUAGUCUACCGAACAAAUCACUUCAUACACAGUCUCCUAGCCUACCAUCUGUAGUUAUUUUAGUUUACAUUGGAAAUAUUUGACCAUAGAAUAAUCUGAGUUCACUUUAGAACCCUGAUAUUAAUCUGAUCUUAUUUUUUUAAUAGCCUAGAUUGGCUAGAUUAAUUGAUUUUAACUAGCGGAUUUAAACACAAUGAAUUUUUAAUGACAUUUUUAGUCAAAGGAUUUCGUUUAAAAUUUUGAUUGUGGACACCAGGAUUUUUU
Mytilus trossulus (common blue mussel) is the source of this 2866-nucleotide messenger RNA. Its product is annotated as calpain-9-like. The record is from RefSeq and is a predicted model, not a curated record. Gene Ontology annotation, biological process: proteolysis. The coding region runs from base 121 to 2370 and encodes 749 amino acids. NCBI's taxonomy places the organism in Eukaryota, Metazoa, Mollusca, Bivalvia, Mytilida, Mytilidae. Gene Ontology annotation, molecular function: calcium-dependent cysteine-type endopeptidase activity. The transcript is spliced from 18 exons. Gene Ontology annotation, cellular component: cytoplasm.